AAGCCUUCUUUGGCUCAGUGUUAGUUUCAUUCGGCGCUGGGCCAUGGACAGAGGGAGCCAGGGCUGAUGCCUGUGGCAUUCGGGUCCAGCCACACAGCCCCCUACCCUGGCGCAUCUGGUGCAUCUGCUCGGUCUCAUGCAGACAGCGCUGGUCGUUUUCGCUCUGAUUUGCUCGUGGUUGGAAACGAUGCGCCACGAGCAUCCAGAUCCAAGGCCAAGCCGGCGAAGCGGCCAGAAGCACGCAGAGCCAGUGGAACAGCCUACACAGGAGGAGUUCGGCGGCCGCAGAGCGCUGGGGGAACCGGCAGAUCCAGAAAUGCCAGCCCUUCCAGCCGGAGGAAAUCGCCAGAUGCUUCUCCAGAUCCAUUGGGAAGUGAGUAUUUGCCCGACGUGGUACACGUGGUCUUCGCAGACCUUCGAGAAUCCGAACAACCGGAUGAUCUGCAUGUGGCGCCAGAAAUAAUCCUGGCGAACCUGAAGCGAUUGCGACUGCGGCACGGGAUACGAGUGACUGAUGUGCAGGAUCUCACGAAGAGCCAGCCUGACGGAAAGCUCACCAUUGCGGAAUUUCGUCUCUUGUUGCACAAGGUUGGUAUCAAAGCAGGUGAUGAAUUUGUUCAGCAAGCGUUUGCACAACUGGACAUGGAUCGCAACCACAAGAUUUCGUGGUUGGAACUGUGGACUGCUCUUGCACCAACACCAACUGACGUUUUGAGGGAAGUGCGGCUGGUCAAGAAGAAGAAACGCCUUACAGUGUCUGAACUGAUCCGGCCUUAUGAUUCCAAUUCGGAUGAUGUGCUGACCGCUGGUGAGUUUCACCGACUUCUUGACGGUUUGGGCUUUGAUUUGGAUUCUGGGGUGGUCAGAGAGAUAGUGCGUCAAAUUGAUCUGGAUGGUGACAGGCAGGUUUCUCACACAGACCUGCAGCAUGCCUUGGAUCACUUGGGAGGCAGCCAUGCCAUGAGCUCCGAAGUUCUAGCCAGCGCCGCAAGCUCGAUCCCAAAGCCGGACCGUCGAGGCAAGGGUUCUCCAGGCUCAAAGCGAUCGAUGAGCUCUCCUGAACUCACCCGCAUGCCACUUCGGAGACCUUCUUCUUCACCGUCUGCCAGAGCUUCCCGCGGUUCACCGGUGAGUCCUGGCCAAACACACCUGCAAGGCACCCUGAAUGAACUCUUUGAUGACCUUGAGCCAGAAGCGUCGCCGGCAGCUGGGCUAACAGCCCUGUCUCCAAAUGCUAAACGUCCAAUGGUGAGUCCAGAAGCUGCAAUGUCAAAGUUGCGACGUUUGCGACUGACAGGCCGCAUCUCAGUCAAGGAUUUGCACGCCAUUGGCGAUGCAAAUGGCAAUGGAACAUUGUCAAAGGCCGAGCUCUUUAAAGUUCUGUUGGCAGCUGGAAUCAAAGCUGACGAUGAUCUUACCCAGAAGAUAUUUGACUUCAUCGACCAAGAUGGAAACGGAAAAAUCACUUUGACAGAACUAUGGAAUGCCAUGCAGCCUUCAGUGUCAGAGGUGUUGAAAGUGUUGCAGGCAGUAAAAGAGAGAAAGAACCUAAGCGUGGAGACAUUGGUGAGGCAGUUUGAUUCCAAUGGGGAUGACCGGCUUACAUUUCUUGAGUUUCAGAAAAUGCUCAAUGCCUUGUCUCUUGAUUUGGAUGAGAGUACUGCCCGAGAAGUCUUUCGGCACCUUGACGUUGAUGGCGACAGGCAACUUUCUUUGAGGACACUCAGUCAACUGCAAUCUGGCCAGAGGACGUCAAAUGAGACACGUCCUAGCAGUCCUAGCGGACAUUCUGUGGCAGAAGUCCUGAAAGCGCUUCAGGCCAUCAAGGAGGAAAGGAAAUUAAGUGUGGAAACGUUGAUACGGCUGUUUGAUUCCGAUGGUGAUGACAAGCUCACAUAUGCUGAGUUUCAGGCAUUGCUCGGUACCUUGUCCAUUGAUGCAGAGGAGAGCGUUGCAAGAGAAGUGUUUGCAAAGCUGGACUUGGAUGGAGAUGGGCAACUUUCGCUGAAUACACUCAAUGCGCUACAGUCUGCCCAACCAAGCCAAGGACUCCCACAUCAAACGCUUCCAGGGGAGGACUCUGUUGCAGAUGUGCUGAAGGUGCUGCAGACCAUCCAGGAGAGAAAGAAGGUUAGUGUGGAGGCAUUAAUUCAGAUGUUCGAUUCAGACAGUGAUGGCAAGCUGACAUUCGGGGAGUUUCAGAAAAUGCUCUCCGCCCUGCACCUCAACGUUGAGGAGGGCACAGCAAAAGAAGCGUUUGCUAAGCUUGACUUGGAUGGAGAUGGGCAACUGUCAUUGAAGACACUUCGCUCUCUACAAUCUUUGCAAGGUCAGGCGCCGGAGAGGCUCCAAGAUGGGCCCGCUGCGCCAUCUUCAGAGGAUGUUCAAGCUCUCGAAGGCCUCAGUGAACACAUCACACCGCAGGAGCUGUUCGAAAUGCUGCAGAAAUGCAAUGUGGGUCGUGAAGAAGAGCUUGUUGGCCAAAUAUUCCGAGUUUUGGACCCGGCUGGCAAUGGGCGUGUGGGACGAAGCGACUUACUGCAGAACUUCCACUUCUUUUUUCCCACAUACCAUCAGCAAACAGAGAGGCCAGGUGGUCCAGCUCUCCGCCCGCCCAGCCCACAGCAUUUGCCUUCACUCCCGGGACCCCGUGAAGAGCCACGAUCCGCUUCAGGACACCCUUUGGGUGCUCAUGCCUGGGAAUUGCUGCAUCGGAUUUAUCGACGCCUGGCGUGGCAGGACUCCACGGUGUCAACCCUUGAGCUCAUUGAAGAAAUACGACGGGAUGUGCACGUCCGAAGUGAGAGGCUAUUGGACCGACCUGUGGUUGGCAUCGAUUUCGGACAAGGUCCCAGCAUCUCCCUGGAUGCUGCUCUUCAACACGUCUCACGACAAGUGUCCCAAAGCCGAGAUUUGGAAGUCACAACUUGGGAGCGCUUCAACUGGCUUCUUGUGGAGGCACAGCGCUUUUGUCAGGGAAUGCCGUCUCUUGAAGAACGGAUUCCAAGCCCUCAGCGCGGCCCGCCCGCAAGCCGAUGGUUCCUAUCUGUGGGUGCAAGCAGUUUGGUAGGCUGCCCCAAUCCAGAGGAGGAGCCUGGAGCUGCAAUUGAGUGGAUGGCGAAUGAAAAUGGUUUUGACCGGGACUUGCUCUACCGUUUGUUUGACAUGUUCCGGCUCGGUGCAGCUGAAGUGCCCAAGCGCGUCAGCAGGGAAAGGUUCCUACAAGCUGUACAAGCCAGUCCACGUUUGCAAACCGCAUUGCUGUCAAGCCCAUUGCUUACCGGUGCCGUGAUGAAGCCGAUGAAUUGGGGAGAUUUCCUUUGGUACUUGACGCAGCUUGAAGCUGCCAGCAUUUCGUGGUCGGACGUGUUGGCCACAGCUUGUUGGUGCAGGCUAUUGAGCCUUGGCCUAGCGUCGGGUGAUGGGCACCCCAGCCAAAUUUCGCCCAGAUUGUCAUCGGCCGCGAACAGGGCCCGCUUGGAGAUGGCCAUGCGAAAUGCAGGGCCAUCCUCCAGUCCAGUGAAGCGCAGCCCGAGCAGUCCAAGCAGAUCUGCGGCGACGCUUCCAUCCACUGUCUUGCCUGCAAUGCAACGUGCACCUCGGCUUGUCCCUCGGGAUGUGCAGGAUUUGCAUGAAGCUGCUUGCGCUUCGCCCCUGGCUGCUGUUGAUACGAGCUUUGCACGUGUCACUGGAGCCCAACCAAGAACAUCAAAGCAUCCUUGGCUGGAGGACUCAGAUGAUGAGGGUGGCAAGCUUCGACCGCCCCAAGCUCCAUUCCCCCCAUUCAGGCCACCGCCGGAUGGCACACAGAGCAAACGUUUGGGGGUUCGGUUUCAAGCCGCUAAGUCUUGCCCAGCUGCAGAGCGCGAAAAGCUGGAGGCAGAGCUGGCUAGGAUUUUGGCAGACUUGCCAGUACAAUCCGUGAAGCUGAGAGGAAUGAGAUCACAAGGCUAAUGCAAAGGUUUCCAAUAACCUCAUAUGCCCUCAUGUACCAUAACAAGACGUAGCAGAAAUCACCGGUGGCUACCAAGAGCUGAGCGCGUCCACCAAAGAGUGCGACUCGGGAGGCCGUUCACGACAAUCUCGAA
Durusdinium trenchii is the source of this 4088-nucleotide messenger RNA. Lineage: Eukaryota; Dinophyceae; Suessiales; Symbiodiniaceae. The record is from the annotation of a GenBank genome assembly.